This is a messenger RNA of Clupea harengus (Atlantic herring), 3478 nucleotides long. RefSeq names its product ADAM metallopeptidase domain 23b (gene adam23b). Gene Ontology annotation, molecular function: metalloendopeptidase activity. Gene Ontology annotation, biological process: proteolysis. The record is from RefSeq and is a predicted model, not a curated record. Gene Ontology annotation, cellular component: presynaptic membrane. NCBI's taxonomy places the organism in Eukaryota, Metazoa, Chordata, Actinopteri, Clupeiformes, Clupeidae.
UUCUUUUUUUGUAGUGCUCUCAGGGCGGCUGCAUUGUGAGGGAGACACUCAGCACUUGCGCGCAUGCAACAUCAGGAGGAGCCAGCACGGUGAUUUCGCGUGGAGAGCCACCGCCUUCUAUUUGCCCCCGCCUGCCGACCAGUGCUGCAGGACUCAUCCCUGCCCCUAAGGAUAUGAAGAAUUUCCCCUAAACAUAAUAAUGGGCCGCAAGCGAUUUAUUGCUUUGACGGGUUAACAUAACGCUAUUUUAAACAUCAACUAUGAAUCAUGCAUUUGAUAUUUCUCUCAAAUUUGCUUGUGAGCAUCCUUGUUUCCUGGCUUCAUCCAUCCAUAGCAUCAGCGUCACUUGGAGUUGAGAAUGAGGUUGCCAGGGACGCAGUGUCAUUGUUGCUGGAGCAGGAGGCAGCUGCAGCAGCAGCAGGAGUCAGAGAGAACACAACACACGCCGCAGCCAAGCAUGUGAUCACCUACCCCUCCCGCCUAAUCUACUACCUGAAUGCGGACUCAGAAAGCACUUACCAUGACCUGGACACUCACGCCAGGAAUCAAGUUAGCGAGAGUCCGGUGGUCCACCUUGCUCAAGCCAGUUUUCAGUUAGAGGCCUUCGGUUCCAAAUUUGUCCUGGACUUAUCUUUAAACAAUGACCUAUUGUCCUCAGAUUAUGUGGAGAUCCACGUUGAAGAGGGCAAAUCCACCCAUUCCAAGGGCGGAGAGCACUGUUACUACCACGGUCAGAUUCGAGGAAUCAAUGACUCACGUGUCGCCCUGUCAACCUGCAACGGGCUACAUGGAAUGUUUGAUGAUGGAGUCUAUGCGUAUCUAAUUGAGCCUCUGAAACAGACUCACUCACUUAAUGGUGCUGGGCGGCCCCACACUCUCCGCAGGAUUGCCUCCCUCAUGAGCAGCCAGGACCUGGAGGAUGCAGCAGGAGAGGAGGAGUUGCUCUUGGAGCUGGACGACAUGUCUUGGCUGAAGCGCAGGAAAAAGCGAGCUAUGCCACGUAACGUCUUUGAGGAAAUGAAGUACAUGGAGGUCAUGAUCGUCAGUGACCACAACAUGUUUAAACGGCACAAGAGCUUACAGCACACGACGAACUUUGCCAAGUCCGUGGUCAAUCUUGUGGAUGCUAUCUUCAAAGAUCAGCUUCACACUCGUGUGGUUCUUGUCGCCAUUGAGAUCUGGAUGGCCAAGGACCAGAUCCCCAUCAGUGUGAUUCCACUGGACAUGCUGAGGGAUUUCUCCAAGUAUCGGCAGCAGCACAUCAAGCGGCAUGCUGACACCGUGCAUCUCUUCUCCAACGUGACAUUCCACUACCGCAGGAGCAGCGUGGCCUACUUUGGCGGCAUGUGUUCCUUGACCCGUGGAGUCGGGGUCAAUGAGUACGGCUCGACCUGGACCAUGGCCGGGUCGCUGGCUCAAAGCCUGGCUCAGAACCUGGGCAUUCAGUGGGAUCCCGAGAGGCGAAAGGAAUGUGGCUGCCUAGAUACCUGGACGGGGUGUAUCAUGGAGGACACCGGGGUGCAGCACCCUCGCAAGUUCUCCAAGUGCAGCAUCACUGACUAUAAGGAGUUCCUGCUGAAGGGCGGAGGUUCCUGUCUCUUCAAUAGGCCCACUAAGCUCUUUGAGCCGACUGAAUGUGGGAAUGGCUAUGUGGAGGUGGGCGAGGAGUGUGACUGUGGUGUCAAAAUGGAAUGCCAUAAGGAGUGUUGUAAGAAAUGCUCCCUGUCGAAUGGUGCUCAUUGCAGCGACGGGCCCUGCUGCAACAAAACCUGUCUGUUCUACCGCCGAGGCUUCAGCUGUCGUUACGCAGUGAAUGACUGUGACAUUUCAGAGACAUGCUCAGGAGACUCAGGACAGUGUCCACCAAAUCUUCAUAAACAAGAUGGCUACUCCUGUCAUCUCAACCAGGGACGCUGCUAUGGCGGAGAAUGCAAGACCAGAGAAAGCCAAUGCAAAUAUGUGUGGGGCUCCACGGCCGGGGGCUCAGAGAAGUUCUGCUACGAGAAGCUGAACACAGAAGGCACAGAGAAAGGCAACUGUGGGAAGGAUGGAGAGAAGUGGCUUCCCUGUAGCAAGCAUGAUGUGUUUUGUGGCUACCUGCUGUGCGCCAACACUGGUCGCACCCCACGUAUUGGAAUGAUGAAAGGCGAGAUCACCCCAACUAUCUUCAACCAUCAGGGCCGAAUCAUCGACUGCAGUGGGGGCCACGUGCUUCUGGAUGACGAAACUGACAUAGGCUAUGUGGAUGACGGCACGCCCUGUGGUCCGUCCAUGACGUGCCUUGACCGCAAGUGUCUGCCAAUUCAGUCCCACAACCUGAGUGCCUGCCCUAGCGGGCCCAACGGCCUUGUGUGCUCUGCCCAUGGGGCUUGCAAUAAUGAAGGCACAUGCAGCUGUGAAACCACCUGGGCAGGGACUGACUGUAGCAUGCCUGACCCUCCAAAGAUACCAGCCCCCACUGAGGACCCAGGACCUAAGGGUCCUAGCGCCACCAAUCUUAUAAUAGGCUCCAUCGCAGGAGCCAUCCUGGUGGCAGCCAUCGUGCUGGGGGGGACUGGAUGGGGCUUUAAAGCUGUGAAAAAAAAGGGAAGGCAGCCAGCCAGCGCCAUCUAGAGGAGGAGCAGCGAGGCAGGCGACGAUCAUCAGUAGUCUUCAGCUCCUUCUACUGCUGCUGCUCUUUUUACAUUAGUGUUACUUGAAAUAUAGAGGAUAUACAAUAGAGGACACUUUUAAAAAUCCCAUACUAGUUGUGUAGAAAUGCAGCUUCUCUGAUCUGAUCUGAUCUGCCCUGGCCUAAACCUUCAUCCCAGUUUCUUAUAGUUCAUCCAUCAACCGCAGUCCGAAACGCACCCCAUUCUCUUUGCAGGCAUGUAGCAUGUCCUGUACAGAGCGCUUGCUAGCCUUGGCAUGAAGAGUCCUCGCUAAAGGAUUCUGCAUGGCUAAGAAAGCUAUAGAUAAUCAGCAAAACAUGAAUAAAUAAAUAACUUUCUAUAGUUUAAAUGCGGGGGAAAUUACUGAAGAAUCAUCAAAUAGCCUCACUUUCUAGCUUACAGAUGUUACUAUUCAGACUAGACAUCAUCACCUCCUUUCAUUCUGAGUGAAGUGUGUGGAGUAAGAUGGCAUGCAGAUCACACAUCAAACUGUACAUAUGGGAGGGGUGGGGGGGGGAACUCUUCAGGUUCUGACUUAUACAUUUUUGCACUUCUUUUUUAAUCCAUUUUAAGCAUGUGACAGACAUUUUCCACUAUUCAUCAAAAGGAAAACUUGCUAUCAGUUAAAAAGUAACAUGAUACUACAUUGCGCUACCCCAUAGGUACAUAGUCGCAUUAUCCCACAUCAAAUGUACUGUACGGUACACAGAGAGAGACGUAUGAGGAACAGAGUGGGUAUGAGGAACAGAGGCAAGGCUAAAGGGUCUGGAGCAGUCUAUCAGAUUCUGUCACAGGAGUUGCUGCAUUUAUCCCAGUACCGACUCAAA